This is a messenger RNA of Chenopodium quinoa (quinoa), 501 nucleotides long. RefSeq lists its product as uncharacterized. Gene Ontology annotation, molecular function: RNA-DNA hybrid ribonuclease activity; nucleic acid binding. Bases 1 to 501 code for a protein of 166 amino acids. The record is from RefSeq and is a predicted model, not a curated record. The transcript has a single exon. Lineage: Eukaryota; Viridiplantae; Streptophyta; Magnoliopsida; Caryophyllales; Amaranthaceae.
AUGAGAAUUUAUGAUCAAAUCCCUACCCCUGCUGACUUUGUAAAGAUCAAUUGUGAUGUGUGCCUUAAGACUGAUGGCUGGAUUGGUCUAAGAGUUGCUGCCAGGAACGUUGCAGGGGAGGUUCCGUUUGCUGGGGUGCGUCAAGUUCGUGGGUUUUGGCCACCAGAAGUUGCUGAGUGUCGUGCUUUACUUUUUGGGGUGAAGCUAGCUCUGAAGUAUGGGUAUAAGAAGGUGAUUUUGGAAUCGGAUUGUCAACACAUCAUCACUCGUCUCUCAAAAGCUUCCACAUUUCUCACCGAUCUUGACUCGGUUUUUAAUGAUAUUUUUUCGAUUUGUUCUAGUUUUGAUUAUGUGCAUUGGUCUUAUGUUAAAAGGGAUGAGAGUUUUAUCGCUCAUCACCUUGCUAGUGUAGUACUGUUCAGUAGCGAACAAGUGUGGGAGAAUUUUUGCCCCUCUGUAAUUUCUCCUUACGUUCUUAUGGACAAGUUGUCCAAUGAUUAA